This is a messenger RNA of Chanos chanos (milkfish), 1289 nucleotides long. It is a transcript of the gene tlnrd1, whose product is annotated as talin rod domain containing 1. Bases 164 to 1228 code for a protein of 354 amino acids. The record is from RefSeq and is a predicted model, not a curated record. Gene Ontology annotation, molecular function: actin binding. Lineage: Eukaryota; Metazoa; Chordata; Actinopteri; Gonorynchiformes; Chanidae. The transcript has a single exon.
CAAAAAUUUCUCAAAGAAGGUUUUUGUUUGUUUGUUUUUUUUGGAAAUUACUCUUACUGAAGAAUAUGUUAUAAGUUACAUUUUUCACUAUGGAAUGUCUGGUUUAAUCUAUAUUUUAUACAAAAAGAAAGAAAAUCCAGAACUGUAGCUUAACCACCCUAUUAUGGCUAGUAGUGGAUCAGGGAAGUCAGAAAGUGAGGUUCCUACCAACAUACAGAGUGGCAGUUUGCAGCAAAGAAAAAGACUUUCAUCCAUCUGUGACACAUGCAAGAGCAAAAUGCAGUUGGUAGCAGACUUGCUCCUGCUGUCCAGUGAGACCAGGCCCGUGGUUAACUCAGAGGGCCUGCCGGUGGCUGAGACGUUUGAAAAGUGUCGGGACACUGUAAUCGCCAGGACUAAGGCAUUGUCCAUACUCACCCACGACAUUCAAAGCCAGCUCAACAUGGGCAAGUUUCUGGAAGUCGGAGACCGGCUGGUGGAGAUGGGCGACCUUGUAGUUUCUCUCACGGAAUGCUCCGCCCAUGCGGCUUACCUGGCAGCCGUGGAGACCCCAGGCUCGCAACCGGCAGUGCCAGGUCUAGUGGACCGCUACAAAGUGACGCGUUGCCGGCACGAGGUGGAGCAGGCCUGCAGCGUUCUCCGGCUGACGGCCCUUGGCGACCUGACCCCGCAGAUCCUCCUGGAAGUGUCCCAGAACAUCCGAAAGAACCUCACCAUCCUCACGGAUGCCUCCUCACUGGCCAGUGAGAAAUCCAAGGACAAGUUUGCUAAGGAACAGUUCAAAGCCAGUGUGAAGUGCAUGAGCACCAGUGCUACAGCUCUCCUGGCGUGCGUGAGGGAGGUGAAAACCUCCCCCAGCGAGUUAACUCGAAACCGCUGCGUUCUUUUCAGCGGACCCCUCGUCCAGUCCGUGCAUGCCCUGGUGGGCUUUGCCACUGAGCCACAGUUUUUGGGCAAGGCGGCCACCAUCACCCCCGAGGGGAAAGCUGUGCAGACGGCGGUGCUGGGAGGAGCGAUGAGUGUGGUUUCGGCUUGUGUGCUCCUGACGCAGGGCCUCAGGGAUAUCUCUCAACAUCCCGAGAGCAGCACCAAGAUGGCAGACUACAGGGAGAGGCUUCGGAACUCGGCCUGCGCCGUCUCAGACGGAUGCACACUGCUGUCUCAGGCACUAAGGGAAAGAUCCUCUCCCAGAACUCUGCCGCCAGUCAACUCCCAUUCUGUGAAUUAAAAACUCGUGACGGACAUAUGAAUUACGUGCCCUUUAUUUGAGAUACCAAAGAGAGACUGAU